Molecule: messenger RNA, 4290 nt
Organism: Fibroporia radiculosa
Lineage: Eukaryota; Fungi; Basidiomycota; Agaricomycetes; Polyporales; Fibroporiaceae
Exons: 19
Coding region: 1-4290 (1429 amino acids)
Molecular function (GO): calcium ion binding
Source: RefSeq, a predicted model, not a curated record
AUGUUUUCGGCAUCAAAUUUCUUGAACACCGUCGAGUCACCAGGUAUCAAGUGCUUGCUUGGAAUUACUCAGACGGAGUGUCGGGCCACUCGAGCACUCGUCAACGCUGCUGUUCACACGUAUGAUGCUGCUACCACCGCGGGCAGUGGUUAUUUGUUCUACUUCAGGGCGUCGGUAUCCGACACGGACACGUUCCCAAGGAGUGAAAAUGGAUCCAAUUCUCCCGAUAUACAGCCCCUUGGACAUCAAGCUCAGGCUGCCAACGUGGGCUCUAUUCUUGGAGUAGCAAACUACACUGUCCGCAUCAGUGAUCAAGAGUCGAUUGUACUGGACCAGGGAAUGUCCAAGUACAUGUAUCUUCGCGGUACGACCAUCCAGAGCACGUCAGGCCAGACUCACCGUCUUGCAAUUGUAUAUGCGUUCCUCCUUUAUCCAUCCAUCUACGAGCAGGACUCCAUUCUUGACUACGACUCGAACGGAGACCCCACAAGGCCCGGGUUCCAACUAUCUAACACUCUUGUGGUAGCACAGCCCGUGGUUAUCCAGACGUCGUUCAAUUGCGUCAAUCUGCCCCCGCUCCCUGCCGGGAGCGUUCACUUCUGUCUUAUUACUGAGUGUAUGCUGGACGGGUUAGACCCAUCUACAGAGGAUGGAAAUGAACGCGACGACCAUGAGCGCGACGACCAUGAGAUUGACAGCGCUAUUGCCUCUGCUACGGUUGUAUUAGGACGACACGGUGAAUCCGAGACCAAAUCGGAAAAGGUUGUGGACGGCAUAGAGGAUGCAGCUCUCGCAGUCGCUGACCAGAAAAACAUCAUAACCGCUCUUUAUAAACCAGUCAAAGCCGCAUUUAACGACAGUGGCGCAAAACAGGCCCUUGAUAGUGCACUGACCAAUUUCGCUGAUAGUAUUCCCACACUCGUUAAAGCGCUAGAUGAGAUUGGGAAGAUUCAUCCGUUCAUUCAGGUUGCGGUCCUUGCAUUCAAAGCAGUGUAUACGCUGGAAAUGAAACGCCGUGAUAACGAUCAGAAAGUCAUAGUUCUUUUUGUAGAGAUGAGGGAUAUGAUCGCAGUGUUGCUUCAAUUGAAAGAUGUACGUGACGACAAAGUCGUAGGUGCUGACGGCGUAUCCAUCGAAGGUCGUCUUCAAGAUUUGGUCAAGAGAACUGCUGAUGAUAUCAAGAAAUGCGGUAAUACCUGCGAUGCUUAUUCGAAGAUGUCCGUAAUAGCGAAAGUCCUCAAGGGGCCAUUAUGGGACGGCGUGUUCGUCAAUUGGGUCAAGCUGUUCUCUCAACGGAGAUCUGAAUUCGAGUUUGCUCUUGCGGUGCAUAUGGCCCGCAAGAUAGACGAUAUUACCACAAAAAUGGAUGAUCUUUCCAAGAUGACGGAGACGAUCGUAAAUUUCCUCAAACAACAAUGUCCUCCAGAGCAAGAGGCACUGCGCGACGAGAUUGAAGAGAAGGGUGGGCGUGACGCUGCGCUCAAUAAUGAGCAGCUUUUGCAGGAGUUGCUUCGAUCACAACUGGGCUCCGACAGCAAUCAACCCGAUAAUGAUCGCAUCCAGCGCGAGCUCCAGGAUCCCACAAUCAUAAUUGAAGAAAACUUUCAAGCCUUUGAUCAUAAAUUUGAGAUGCAGCAGAAGCACAUCAUCGAAGAAGUUGGGAGGAUAGUACAUCGUGAAAACGACCGGGUCAUCGAAGUGCUUACCUCUGGACCACAUGAAAAGCUUGCUGAUACUGGCUUGCAGACUAUCUGGAAAGAAAUGGGAUGGAGAAGCAGCGUCGAGGCUCGUCGAUUCGUAUUGGCUCUCACCGACUAUUAUCAAGAAGGGGUGGGAAAGGACGGAGAAGAGAAAUCUUCACAAAUUAUAUCCAAAGAAGAUCCUGAUGCUUGGACACUCGAAUGGAUUACCAUGCAGCAGGCCCAAUCACUCGUUGAAGCCUUCGAUGAUGAUGCUUCGGGUUUCAUCACAGUGGCAGAGGCCAACACCUUUGCCAGAAUGCGGCCUGUGGAUUGGAGUUUUCCACGUUGGUUAGCGUAUUGGGCAAUAGGUUGGCAGAGUACGGCUACAAUUUACCGAAACAAGAUACACAAGAUGAUAGGACGAAUCUUUACGCUCAAGUCGUAUGUUCAUGAGAGUAAUCGCUUUUGGGUGGACCAGUAUCUGGAUCUGGUCUAUGGGACCGUUGUAUAUCUUACGGCAUCCUUUCAGGGAACAACCGUUCCUCGGAAAGUGCAGGGGCUUUUCUCUGAUUAUACGAACGGCGAAGAGGACCGCAUUCGCCGAAAUCUUGAGGAUGUUAAAUACGCAAUCACAGACUUGACUGUUCUUAACCUGAUCACGGGCCCAGGAAGGAUCGAGAGAUUCAUUUUCCCUUUGAUCUACUUGUUAAUGCGACGUGACCUCGCGAUCAUCAAGACAUGCCAAGCUGAGCGCAUCAACAGACGUAACCUCACAGAGUCUUGUAAUAAUUUCAACGUAAUCUUUAAAGCUGUGGAUGAUCGAGUGGAUACCUUGGAACGGUAUAUAGAGGUCUACAGGCGUCAGGACACAAGGCCACAUAAGCGUUUUAGACAGACGGCUUGCCAGCUUUACGACUACUACUAUAACUCGGGGAAGACUGCGACAGCUGAAGGCUUGUCGAAACUGUUUCUCCCGGCUAGACGGGACAAUUCAUAUCGUGCAGAAGACGAAGAUGAAGCCAUAGAAGUAGUUUUGAAGUAUUCUCUGGAGGACGAGACCCGAUUUGAUACCACCGGCUACUAUCCCCCUCCUAUCGAACCAGAAGCACCUGCGAAGGAAGGUGACUCGACGACUGUAGAUGAUCUACUGGGCUCCGUACUAGGACCUUGGACGGUCUUUUUCUACAACACUGUACGAUAUCCGUGUCGUCUACCAUUCUCUGUAAAUCUGCGUCCGUCAAAGCCUAGUGGUUUGAGUUUCGAAGACUCGGUAAUCCUGCCUGACACAGACGUUCCAGGAGGAGGAUUGAGUUGGGAACUUACCGGUGAAGUGACGACUGAUCUAGAUGGCUGUAUAUGUUGCACUGGGACCCUCAAGGCCUGGUCUAAAUCCGACCUCUACAUAACAGGGCAGUUGAACGAGAACAAGACUAUGAUUCACGGAACAUUCCGUGGAGAGUACACUGGGUGGAAAGGCAGUUUUUUCUUCUCCAGAAUGUCGCCUGAAAUACUCUCCUUCCGCCCCUCACCUGCAGAGAUGAGAGAGAACAAGACCCGCGCAUUGUGGCGUUUUGCAUGUUCCGCCAUCCGCCAACAAAUUUUACGAGAACGAUACGCUUGGUCGUUUUUCAAGAAGCGCAGGGAUACACGGCAACGCUACAUCGAACUGACGUUCAGGACAUCGUACGGCCGUGGAUUGAACGCCGACGAGAGAGAGGAGCUCUGCAACAUAGCCCGUAUCAUCAGCCCGUCAGAUGGCCGUUACUACUACUCCAUUAUGGUGCAUCAGGAGCAAGUUGUGUGCGUCCAUAUAGGUACGGGAUGCCGCUGCUGCGUGGGUAGCAACGAGAUUAGAGGAGCUAGAACGGUUUGCCUCGACUGCGGAAAUGUCGACAAAGACCAGACUCUCGACCUUUGUGAGGACCCAGAAUGCUUGAAAGCGGAAAUACCCAUUAGCAGAGAUAGCGUCUCAGACCUCAAGCUUACGUCGCCCCACGUUCCAACGCAUAAUAUGUUCAAGGUCAGGACGCGGGUUCAUCCCAUAGAGCUAAAGAGGGUCUCCACAUGGGUGCGGGAAGCUCUAUCAGCUGCGAAAGCUAAAUUCGCCACUGUCGGACAAUUGCAAAGUGGCACAGAGAUUACCACGCAAACGGACCAGAAGAAUGUGAUAGCAUGCAUCAACUGUUCGAAGGAACUAAAACGGCCAUGCUGGUACUGUUUCGAAUGCAGCGAUCCGGUUUUUAUCUGUAACGAUUGCGAUGCCGAGGGGGGCAUUACCCAUGGUACUCACCUGAAGACGCACGGGUUGGUGAAAUGCCAUGCCGAUCCUGUGUCUGACGUACCGGUAGAGAAGAUCGUUGAGGCGGUCAUGAAGGAGCAGUUCACGCAGCUAAAUAGACGGUUAACAGAGCAAGAUGGCCAAAUAAACGCACGAUUUGAUCAGACGGACGGACGGCUAUCUGGACUAGAGGGACGGCUUGGUCAGGUAGAAGAACGUCUGGCAGGGAUGGAUGGACGGUUGUCUCAAGUUGAUGAACGUUUAAGUCGCAUGGAGCAGAUGAUUGAAAGAUUAGUGGGAAAGCUCAGCAAUGGAGCACCUGUUCUGUAG